Molecule: messenger RNA, 1010 nt
Organism: Lotus japonicus
Lineage: Eukaryota; Viridiplantae; Streptophyta; Magnoliopsida; Fabales; Fabaceae
Product: auxin response factor 4-like
Exons: 5
Biological process (GO): response to hormone; regulation of DNA-templated transcription
Molecular function (GO): DNA binding
Source: RefSeq, a predicted model, not a curated record
CCCUCUUCGCCGUCUCCGGCCACCGUUGCUGCGAGGUUUGUGGUUGAUGCUGUCAUCGUUGCUACAUCGUAUGUACUCCGUCUUGUUGUCGUCUCCUUCGCCUUGUUGCUGUCGUUCGCGCCCUGCUGGUUCUGUCGCGGUUGCGUUGUUCAUUGUUGCUACUGGCGUCUCCGUUCCCUACCCUAUUGGCUUCUUUGCGCACUAAUCCAGGAUUAUAAGCAGCAGAGACCCUCUCAAGAGCUUGUUGCGAAAGACCUGCAUGGUGUGGAGUGGAAAUUUUGUCAUAUUUAUAGAGGUCAACCAAGGUGGCAUCUACUCACUACUGGCUGGAGUAUUUUUGUGAGCCAAAAAAAUCUUGUUUCUGGUGAUGCAGUGCCUUUUCUAAGGGAUGAAAAUGGAGAACUGAGAUUGGGAAUCAGAAGAUCUGUUCGGCCUAGAAAUGGUAUUCUUGAAUCAAUUGUUGGCAAUCAGAACUAUUAUCCCAAUAUCCUAUCUUCUGUGGCAAAUGCUAUAUCCACCAGAAGCAUGUUCCAUGUUUUCUACAGUCCAAGAUGCUUUAGAGGUUGGCUCGGACUGGGGAUUGGCGGUGGUGGUGCGAAAUCAUUUUGGGAAUGUGGUGGCGGCAGGAACAAAACCUCUCACUGCUGAUUUGGGCCCUGAAUAUGCAGAAGCAUGUGCCAUAAAAUUUGGAGUUAGCUUUGCUGUGGAACAUGGUUUCAAUGCUGCAAUUGUGGAAUCUAAUUGCAAAGUUGUGGUUGACACUAUUGCAAGGGGUGGAACGCAUGGCUCAUACCUGGGAUAUAUUCUAGCAGAUAUAAUUAAUUUAGGUGUCAAUUUUCAGUCUUUUACUGUUAUCCAUGUAGGUAGGAAAGCCAAUGUUGUGGCUCAUGAUUUGUCUAAAUUUGCUUUGUCUCAUGCAAAUUGUACUUGGGUGGGUGUUACUCAUUGUAUUCAGCACUGUGUGCUUAAGGAUAUUGUAUCCAUAUUUGAUUAAUGAAGUAUUAUGAUUU